AUGGUCAACUCCGGACCCAACAUCAAAGGAACGGGGAAGAAGGACGGAAGCACAGCAGAGCUUCGGCCGUCCGACACCAUCGCCGUCGAACAACCGAAGCACCUUCCACCCGACCGAAUCCGCCGCAGUCCUCCGCCCACCACCGCCCCGCCUCUGCCAUCACCACUGGCCGGAGGCGAAACGAUGGGGAAAAGGGAAAAGAACAGAGAACGCGGCGGAACUUCGAAACCCACCUCCCUUCACCACUCACCGGAAAACCGAAGUAGCCCGCUGGUCGGCCAAAGAAAUACCGACCCAAUCUUAAGAGAUGAGGCUAACCUGAGCAAGCGACGAGAGAGCGCGAGAAGCCGGGCGAAGGCCAGGCGGCCAUUGAUGACCACCGAUUCGAGCUUAAUUGCCGCUGAGGAAGGCCAAUCGACUCGGGAUUGA
Molecule: messenger RNA, 429 nt
Organism: Striga asiatica
Lineage: Eukaryota; Viridiplantae; Streptophyta; Magnoliopsida; Lamiales; Orobanchaceae
Source: the annotation of a GenBank genome assembly